AUGAACACCAACACAACCACUGACGACGACACCGACACACAAACUUCUAACAUCACAUGCGACAAUGAAGAAGAUGUAGAAGAUAACGAACAAACCAUCUACAACACCUUCAUCAACGAAAUUCUCACCAACUAUAACGACCCAACCAAUAGCAACACCUAUAACUAUAACGACACCGCAGAAUCAGAUAACCACAACAACAACAAUAGCAACAAUACCAACACUUACAAUAACAAUAGCACAACAGAAUCUGAUAACAACAUUACAAAUGAGAUGACAAACAACCAAGACGCCAAGGAGAAGAACAACAACGACAACCAGAACAACAACGACGAAGACAUUCGUCAAACCGGAAACAAAAACAACAACAACAAAUUCAUAAUCGUUCGACCAUACAACAGACAACUUAACUCAUUCUACGAAGAAAUCAUCACCACUCUAAUCCUACAUGGAUUUAUCCAAAACCACAACGACAUCCUACAAGCAUACACAAUCAACAAACCACUACACCGCAUACUAUUUAACACCCCCACUAAACACAUAAACACACACCCAUACUUACACAUCCAACAUCGUAAUAAUAACCAUCGUUAA
This is a messenger RNA of Helobdella robusta, 594 nucleotides long. RefSeq lists its product as hypothetical. The transcript has a single exon. Bases 1 to 594 code for a protein of 197 amino acids. NCBI's taxonomy places the organism in Eukaryota, Metazoa, Annelida, Clitellata, Rhynchobdellida, Glossiphoniidae. The record is from RefSeq and is a predicted model, not a curated record.